GAGAGCAGGAAGGACGAGGAGCGGAGGAGGGCAGGCCGAAAAUCGAGAGAAACAAACUCCGUCAGUCCAACACGGUGCCGAUUUGCCGAAAGUGAUGGCUUCGUUCGCAGCUCGGGGUUUCCUCAAAGUCCCCGCCGGGAUCAAACUGCCCCUCAGUAACCACGGCGUGAGAUGUCUCAGCACGACGGCUCCUCAGCUGGCGCAGACCAAAAAGACUGUCCAAGACAAGACUGGCAAGAAUGUGGUUCUGGUGGACGCAGUUCGGACACCCUUCCUGCUGUCCGGCACUUCUUAUUCCAAGCUGAUGCCCCACGACCUUGCCAGAGCUUCUCUGCUUGGUCUGCUGCGAAAAACUGGAAUUCCAAAGGAGGAGAUCGACUAUGUAAUUUACGGAACUGUGAUCCAGGAAGUGAAGACGAGCAACAUUGCGCGUGAGGCUGCUCUGAGCGCAGGAUUUUCCGACAAAACUCCUGCCCACACAGUCACCAUGGCCUGCAUCAGUUCAAACCAAGCCAUCACUACUGGUAUCGGCAUGAUUGCUGCUGGCGCCUACGACGUCAUUGUGGCUGGCGGAGUCGAGUUCAUGUCCGACGUGCCCAUCCGCCACUCGAGAAAAAUGCGCAGCCUUUUGUUGAGAGUCAGCAAGGCCAAAACCAUUGGCCAGCGACUCUCCCUGCUCGCCUCCAUCAGACCAGACUUCUUUGCCCCCGAAUUGCCAGCCGUUGCUGAGUUUUCGACAAACGAAUCGAUGGGUCACUCGGCAGAUCGUCUGGCCGCCACCUUCAACGUCAGCCGACAGGAGCAAGACGAGUAUGCCAUGCGCUCUCACCAAAUGGCGCACCGGGCUCAGGAAAGCGGCCACCUGACCGACUUGAUUCCAUUCCAAGUGCCUGGAGUGGCCGAAACUGUGACCAAGGACAAUGGCAUCCGUGUCUCCACUCCGGAACAGAUGGCCAAGCUGAAGCCUGCCUUCAUCAAGCCCCACGGCACCAUCACAGCCGCCAACGCCUCUUUCUUGACUGACGGAGCGUCUGCUUGCCUGCUUAUGACUGAAGCUAAGGCCAAAGCUUUGGGACUGAAACCAAAAGCCUACCUCAGAGACUUUGUUUACGUCUCGCAGGAUCCCAAAGACCAGCUCUUGCUUGGACCCACUUAUGCUACUCCGAAAGUUUUGGCAAAAGCCGGACUAACUGUGAAGGAUAUUGACGUUUGGGAAGUGCACGAAGCUUUUGCUGGUCAAAUUUGUGCUAACUUGAAAGCCAUGGAUUCCGAUUGGUUUGCUAAGACCUACAUGGGACGUAAAGAAAAGGUUGGACUUCCGGAGUUGAGCAAGUGGAAUUUGUGGGGUGGAUCUUUGAGCAUUGGACAUCCGUUUGCUGCCACUGGUGUUCGUCUUGCUAUCCACACUGCCCAUCGAUUAAUCAAGGAGGACGGCCAGUUUGGACUUGUUACUGCCUGUGCUGCUGGAGGACAGGGUGUGGGCAUGAUCAUUGAGAGGUACCCAGGAGCAACAGUUUAAGGAGAUUUUUCUUUCUGAAUGUAAAUAGCUAUUUUCAUAAUAUGAACAAGACUUGAAGCACAGUGGAACAUUGCCAACUGUUUUAAUGCAAAUGAAAAGAAAUGUUAAUCUUCUGUUGAUUAUUAUUAUAUUAUGAGAGUUGUAAUUCAAAUUUCCUUUUUGUGUAGGUUGGUCAUAAUGCAACAUCAGAUUUUUUUUGUUAAUAAAAACAUGUUUCAUUUAAAAUAA
Neocloeon triangulifer is the source of this 1747-nucleotide messenger RNA. RefSeq names its product trifunctional enzyme subunit beta, mitochondrial (gene Mtpbeta). The record is from RefSeq and is a predicted model, not a curated record. The transcript has 10 exons. Gene Ontology annotation, biological process: fatty acid beta-oxidation. Gene Ontology annotation, molecular function: acyltransferase activity, transferring groups other than amino-acyl groups. Bases 95 to 1519 code for a protein of 474 amino acids. NCBI's taxonomy places the organism in Eukaryota, Metazoa, Arthropoda, Insecta, Ephemeroptera, Baetidae.